Messenger RNA from Aspergillus versicolor CBS 583.65, 1503 nucleotides. Its product is annotated as sugar porter family MFS transporter. Lineage: Eukaryota; Fungi; Ascomycota; Eurotiomycetes; Eurotiales; Aspergillaceae. Gene Ontology annotation, molecular function: carbohydrate:proton symporter activity. The coding region runs from base 1 to 1503 and encodes 500 amino acids. The transcript has 3 exons. Gene Ontology annotation, biological process: carbohydrate transport; transmembrane transport. The record is from RefSeq and is a predicted model, not a curated record. Gene Ontology annotation, cellular component: membrane.
AUGAAUUCCUCCGGCCUCCGACUUCAAGGCCGCGUCCUCUCUGUGGGCAUCACCGUUGCCUGCGGGCUUGCAUUCAUGCUGUUUGGAUACGACCAAGGGGUGUUUGGUGGUAUAUUGUCAAACCCUGCAUUUCAGAAACAGUUCAACCACCCCGACGCCACCAUUGAAGGUCAGAUAGUCUCGUCAUACGUUCUCGGAUGCGUUAUUGGGGCCUGCAUAUCCAUGUUCCUCGGUGAUCGCUUAGGCAGACGCAAGUCAAUCAGCCUCGCCUGUACGUUACUUACAAUUGGUGGUGUUCUGCAAGCAACUGCGUUUACGCUGCCCCAUAUCAUCGUUGGCCGGAUUGUGUCCGGCCUCGGGAUUGGAAUGAACACAACCACCGUGCCGAUAUGGCAGAGCGAGACCUGCGAGCCAAAGCGUCGGGGGAUCCUGAUGUCCAUUCAACUGACCAUGCUGGUCUUUGGCUUUGUGGUUGCCAACUGGCUUAACUUUGGGUUUACGUAUAUCCCUGACCAGCCUGUUGCCUGGCGGUUUCCGCUGGCCUUUCAAUCAAUCCUCGCAAUCCUGACUCUUGUCAUUGUGCCGUUUAUGGUGGAGUCUCCGCGCUGGCUCUGUCUACGUGGACGUGACGAUGACGCUCUAGAUGUGCUAUGCCGCCUUGCAGUCAAGCCCACGAUGGACUCGGGAAUCCUACAAGAACUGCGAACAAUCCAGCAGAUAAUAACCCACGAGAAUGAGGCGAAGGGCUCCGGAUGGCGACAGGUCUUCACCAACGGUCCGCAGCAGAACUUCCGUCGAAUCGCACUCGGGGCAGGCGCCAAUUUCAUGCAGCAGUUCGGGGGCAUUAACGUCGUUGCAUACUAUCUCCCAGUUGUCCUCAAGCGGUCCUUCGGGUUCAGCGAUCGCAUGUCUCUGAUCCUGUCUGCUGUGGACUCUAUGCAGUGGAUGUUCUGGGCGGGCAUGGCAUCGUUGGUGAUUGACAAGGUUGGACGCAGACGACUUCUGAUCUUUGGCUCUGCAGGCCAGUCUCUCUGUUUCGUCAUGGCGGCAAUUGGUCUGGCAAUUGAUACGAGACCGAUGAAUGGUGUUGCGGUUGCUUUUAUCUUCCUCUACUACUUCUUUUUCGGGCUGUCUUUUCUUGUCAUUCCGUUCAUGUAUCCAUCUGAGAUCAAUUCACAUCGCACACGGAAUCUAGGAAGCGCUAUCGCCAUGGUCACAAACUGGCUUGGUGUUUAUGUGAUUGUCUCCGUUACUCCUACAGCCAUUGACAACAUUGGAUGGAAAUUCUAUCUCGUGUUCGCCAUUACGAAUUUCGUCUUCUGUCCCAUCUGCUGGCUGUUCUACGUUGAGUCCUCGGGCCUGUCGCUGGAAGAAGUGGAUAAGCUCUUCGAGAUUAAGUACUACGGUGGCAAGGGUAUGACUUACCACAAUGCCGCGCGGAGGGCAAAGGAGAUUGUGAAUAUGGAGACCACCGAGCAUGUGGAAACGGUGGAUACUGCAUAG